CUGAAAAUGAAGCUCUAACGCUGCCAACUCUCACAAGCUUCCCUCCAUCCUUUCUCCAUUUCCAAUAACAACAUUUAAAUCUUUCGUUAAAUUGUACAUGUCCAAAUCACCAAUAUAUACGCUUUAAAGUAAAACUGCAGUACCUGUUUCUUGACCGGAAGUAAUACUUUGAAAUCUUGGUCUCUUCAUAGGCCAAGAUGGACAUACUCUUCUAUCAGAUCCAAGCGGACCUUCGCUCAAAUGACGCUUUACGCCAAUCUGGUGCUCUUCUUCAAGCUCUCCAGCAAUCAGCUGGUGGCCGUGACAUUUCCGUCAUCGCCAAGACCGCCGUGGAAGAGAUCGUCGCUGCACCAGCCUCCGCUGUCUGUAAAAAGCUUUCCUUCGACUUAAUUCGAUCCACGCGGCUAACUGCGGAUCUAUGGGACUCCGUUUGUACCGGUGUUCGUAACGAUCUCCACUUCCCUGACCCUGAUGUCACUGCAGCUGCUGUGUCUAUUCUUGCUGCUAUGCCUUCUCACUCGCUUUCUAAACUGAUUAUGGAUUCCAAUACUGAAAUCUCUGGUUGCUUUGAUUCUCCUAGCGAUAAUUUACGGUUUUCGAUUACUGAAACCCUUGGUUGCAUUUUGGCUCGUGAUGAUAUGGUGACGUUAUGUGAAAACAAUGUGAAUUUGCUUGAUAAGGUAUCGAGAUGGUGGGGGCGAAUUGGGCAAAACAUGUUGGACAAAUCUGACGCCGUUGUUAAAGUCGCGUUUGAAUCAGUUGGGAGGUUGUUUCAGGAGUUUGAUUCGAAGAGGAUGAGUCGAUUAGCGGGUGAUAAGUUAGUUGAUAGCGAAAAUUCAUUAGCGAUUAGGUCUAAUUGGGUUUCAUCAAUGGUGGAUUUCAUUUGGAAGAGAAGAAGUACUUUAAUGUCCAGGUCAUUACUCUUACCUAUAGAGAAUUUUAGGGCUACUGUGUUCCCACUUGUGUAUGCAGUGAAGGCAGUCGCGUCAGGCAACUUGGAGGUAAUCCGGAAGGUUUCCAAGGCUGCUGCCAGUGGAGUCAAUGGUAGCGUGGUCGAUUCUAAUGCAGAGAAGUUAGUUGGGGUGUCUGAUGUGGUAACGCAUUUAGCUCCCUUUUUAGCGUCAUCACUGGAUCCAGCAUUGAUUUUUGAGGUGGGAAUUAAUAUGUUGUACCUGGCUGAUGUGCCUGGAGGCAAGCCGGAGUGGGCUUCACAAUCUAUUAUUGCCAUCUUGACGCUUUGGGAUAGGCAGGAAUUUUCUUCAGCAAGGGAGAGUAUUGUUAGAGCUGUCGUUACAAAUCUGCAUCUCCUUGAUCUUCAUAUGCAGGUUUCAUUGUUUAAAAGGCUGCUUUUGAUGGUGAGAAAUUUGAGGGCAGAAUCAGACCGCAUGCAUGCGAUAGCAUGUAUUUGUAGGACAGCUCUUUGUGUUGACCUUUUUGCUAAGGAAAGUGUCCGAAGAGGUCAGAAACCUCUUGCAGGCACUGACAUUGCUUCUCUUUUUGAGGAUGCAAGAAUAAGAGAUGACCUUAAUAGCGUAACAAGUAAAAGCUUAUUUAGGGAGGAGUUAGUGGCAUCACUGGUGGAAAGUUGCUUCCAGUUGUCUCUACCUUUGCCUGAACAAAAAAACUCAGGAAUGGAGAGCAGAGUGAUUGGAGCUUUGGCUUAUGGAACUGGUUACGGUGCACUGAACUGGACUGAACCAGCUUUGGAAGUGGUGGAAGUCUGCAGGCCUUGUGUAAAAUGGGAUUGUGAUGGAAGGACCUAUGCAAUUGAUUGCUAUUUGAAGUUACUUGUUAGGCUGUGCCAUAUCUAUGAUACCCGAGGUGGGGUAAAAACUGUUAAAGAUGGUGCUUCUCAGGAUCAGAUUUUAAAUGAGACAAGACUGCAAAAUUUGCAACGUGAACUUGUGCGGGAUCUGCGUGAGGUAAGUAACACAAGAGUAUGUGCUCGUCUUAUUUGGGCAGUCGCAGAACACAUAAACUUGGAAGGACUGGAUCCACUUCUAGCUGAUGACCCUGAGGAUGCAUUGAACAUGAUUAUAUCAAAUAUCCACAAGGUUUUAUUCAACAUUGAUUCAUCUGCGAAUACAUCCAAUAGGCUUCAAGAUGUUCAAGCAGUUCUUUUAAGUGCUCAGCGGUUGGGAUCACGUAAUGCUAGGGCUGGCCAGUUACUAACUAAAGAGCUGGAGGAGUUCAGAAACAGUGGGUUGGCUGAUUCUGUCAACAAGCAUCAGUGCCGUUUGAUAUUACAGAGAAUUAAAUAUGUCCAAAGUCAUCCCGAUAAUAGGUGGGCUGGGGUUAGUGAAGCUAGAGGAGACUAUCCAUUCAGCCACCAUAAACUUACUGUUCAAUUUUACGAAGCAGCUGCGGCACAGGACAGAAAGUUAGAAGGAUUAGUUCACAAGGCUAUUUUAGAGCUUUGGCGGCCAGAUCCUAGUGAAUUAACUAUUUUGCUCACAAAAGGAAUUGAUUCUAAAUUACUCAAGGUUAUGCCAGCUGCAUAUACUUUGACUGGCAGCAGUGAUCCAUGCUAUGUCGAAGCGUAUCAUUUGGCAGACUCUGGUGAUGGCAGGAUCACUCUGCACCUGAAGGUCUUAAAUUUGACUGAACUUGAACUUAAUCGGGUGGAUAUUAGGGUUGGGUUAUCCGGUUCACUAUAUUUUAUGGAUGGAUCUCCUCAGGCUGUGCGACAGCUACGCAAUCUUGUUUCACAGGAUCCAGUACUCUGCAGUGUGACAGUGGGUGUAUCCCACUUUGAGAGAUGUGCCCUUUGGGUUGAAGUCUUGUACUACCCAUUCUAUGGAAGUGGUGCUAUAGGAGAUUAUGAUGGUGACUAUUCUGAGGAGGAUCCACAAAUCAUAAGGCAGAAAAGAAGCUUAAGACCAGAACUAGGAGAACCGGUGAUUUUGAGGUGUCAGCCUUACAAAAUCCCUUUGACUGAACUUCUUUUGCCACAUAAAAUAUCACCUGUUGAGUUCUUUCGCUUAUGGCCUAGUUUACCAGCCAUAGUGGAGUAUACUGGCACAUAUCUGUAUGAAGGAAGUGGCUUCAAGGCUACUGCUGCACAACAAUAUGGGUCUUCUCCUUUCCUUAGUGGACUGAAAUCUUUGCCUUCCAAGCCUUUUCACAGUGUUUGCUCCCACAUGAUCCGCACAGUGGCAGGAUUUCAGCUUUGUUAUGCUGCAAAAACCUGGUUUGGGGGAUUCUUGGGCUUGAUGAUUUUUGGAGCCAGUGAAGUUAGCAGAAAUGUGGACUUGGGUGAUGAGACAACUACCAUGUUAUGCAAAUUUGUGGUCCGAGCAUCCGAUUCAUCAAUCACCAAAGAGAUUGAAGCAGACUUGCAGGGUUGGUUGGAUGACCUUACUGAUGGGGGUGUGGAAUACAUGCCUGAAGAUGAAGUGAAGGAGGCUGCGGCCGAGAGACUUAGGAUUUCAAUGGAACGGAUAGCUUUGCUAAAAGCGGCCCAACCGCCACCUAAAGCUCCAAAAUCUGACGAUGAAGAGGAAGAAGAGGAAGACGAGGAUAAAAAGAAGGAAAAGAAUGGGGAAAAGAAAGAUGGUGAAGAUGGUAAACCUAAAGGAACCUUGUCAAAGUUGACUGCAGAGGAGGUUGAGCACAUGGCUCUUCAAGCAGCAGUGCUCCAGGAAUGGCACAUGCUUUGCAAAGAGAGAAGCACUCAGGUUAAUUGAAACCUGCAUCUCUUAAUUUUUAGAAAGAAGGGUUUGAGAAAAUUUCUUGUACUCGUGUAAUCUAAUAUUGAUUCUUGGAAUAGGUAGAAAAUUUAGGAUACAGACUGCCUCUUUCUUCGUCUUCUUCCCUUCUUUCUUUUCUUGUCAAAAUACUUCAGUUUUUAUGGGAUAUUCCCUUGUACAUCAUGUACCGGAUAGGCAUUAUUUCAUUGCUUCUUUGUGAGGAAUUAAAGAAAAAUGAGUUGAAGUGUUUUCCGUAUUCUUUCUA
Molecule: messenger RNA, 3954 nt
Organism: Jatropha curcas
Lineage: Eukaryota; Viridiplantae; Streptophyta; Magnoliopsida; Malpighiales; Euphorbiaceae
Gene: TPLATE
Product: ARM repeat superfamily protein
Biological process (GO): endocytosis
Source: RefSeq, a predicted model, not a curated record